Molecule: messenger RNA, 2159 nt
Organism: Stylophora pistillata
Lineage: Eukaryota; Metazoa; Cnidaria; Anthozoa; Scleractinia; Pocilloporidae
Product: adenosine receptor A3
Biological process (GO): G protein-coupled receptor signaling pathway
Cellular component (GO): plasma membrane
Molecular function (GO): G protein-coupled receptor activity
Source: RefSeq, a predicted model, not a curated record
UCCUUAUCAAAAUAUUUCCUUUUCCUCGCUUUGUCUAUUGCUCCAUAAUGACUCACCAUUACGUGCAAAUAUUGCUCGCCACAAAGUACCACUCAGACACGCCGGUAACUCUGAUCGUAUUGAUUGCGCUAAAGUAUGAUUCAUCAUUUGCGCCUUUAAAUAUAACAUACUCGUGAAACAGUGAAGUGUAAUUGUUCGCUCUUUAUCAAUUUUUUUUAUGAACGUUGUUUUUUUUGCUUAUCAAGCGAUAGUUAUUUAAUCCCCUGUCAAUUCAAAUUGUGUCUUAAUGCAAAUGAUGACCAAUGAGGACGACUAAAGUAAUAACCUUAGGCAAGGUUUGAUUGAUUAAAUUCAGCUGUUGCAGAAGCUCAACUUCCGAAGACCAAGCCGUGCUCCUUUCAAACUACUUUCAAAGUUUCCGUCGAGCUUCAAAUACUUCCAAGUCAUCAGGCACGCUCUGCCAAUUGAUGUCGUUAGGUGUUGGGCAAAACCAUGGUCCUUUCCUCUGCAAUUUGACCUGAUCUGCAUCCAUGGAUGUGCUCGAAAGGUUAACAGGGUCUAACUGGUGUACUUGGUCCUAAUUGACCGGGUUGGACAAUCUGUGCUUUUGGCGGAAAUGCUGACGUUUCCUUAAGAGCCUCACCCACUUGUUGCAGCGUCGACUGUGUCUGGUUGUGGGUGGAUUAUCCGUUCCGGUGGCGUUGGUGUUUCCAACAAAGACUUUUUGUACCCAAGCGACGUCCAAAUCCUUGAGAAUGUGCACGUCGUUUUUUACGCUGAUUGUGUUUGGUGGGCCUCUGUUAAGAAGCUCGAACCAGUGAAUACGCACUUUAAUUGAAUUUAGACCAUUUGUUAGCUGAAUAAAACUCUACAGUCUAGUAAAUCUAGACAUAGAAACAAGAAAGAAAUGAACAACAUCACAGCGCGGGAAAACCAAACAGCUCCUGAGCCGUUGUCAAGGACAAAUAUGAUAGCCAUAGCAGAACUGGCACCAAUUGCAUCAGUAAUUCUUAUCAUGAACACAUUGAUUUUCGUUGUGUUUCUUAACUCGGAAAAACUACGAACACCAGCUAACACGAUCCUCUUCAGUUUGGCGAUUACAGACUUCUUAACUGGAGCACUGAAUAUCCCUCUGUUUAUCAUAGUGGCUUUCACGCCUCUCAUUCCACCAAACAUUGUCCACUUUCACCUUGGUUAUCUGCUACUGGUUAUUCACAUCGUUACUGCAAUUCUUUCAAUAUAUCAUAUAGCUAUUGCUACUUUGGAAAGGUACCUGUCAAUUAUCUGGCCAAUAACUCAUCGUUUAGUGAAGAAACAAACAGUUAUCAAAGUUUUGAUGUUGGUGUGGUUGUUUGCUUUCGUCAUCGGAUUUCUUCCUUUUGCUUGGAUAAGCAAAAUUCGCAGCCCGAUCGGAAUGAAGUAUGUCAUAGCCUACGAGGCUUGCUGCUUUGUAGUGGUGUUUUUACUGCCGUACGUUAUCAUGUUGUAUGCCUUUUUCAAAAUGUUCAGAGCCAUUGCAAGGGGAGCGGGACAAAAUGGCAUAAGCAAUAGAGGAAAAAAGCACAAAAAGAAAAUAGCUCGAGAGAGGAAGUGCGCUGCAUUGUUUUUUACCAUGGCAUUACUAUUUGCGAUAUGCUGGUUUCCAUGGUUUUUGGUGAAACUACUCAUCCCCCUGGGAUUGAAAUCUCUUGAGGUUCCAGCUCAUGUGUUCGCUAUUGUGCGCUAUGUCACAUCUUUCAUAAACCCCAUGCUGUACAGCCUGAUGAGACCAGAUUUUAAACAAGCAGUGAAAAACUUAUUCCGUAGAAUGAGAUUAACUCGCGCGAACACGUUCAGAUUCAGUUAUCUGGGAAAGAAAAAUGAAAAUAUGAAUCACAAUGGUCAUGUUGAUCACUAUUGUUCUUCACCAUUAGAACAACUCUAUAACCUUUCAAACCAGCCUGAAGGAUCAAUGAAGAACGACGAUCCGUGCACAAUAGAGACCCAACUUGAAGAGUGAUUUAGACUUAAUUGUGUGGUAUAUGUUAUGAUAUCCAAACGAAGUUGCCGCGAAGGAAAACAACACAACUGAAAGGAGUAGUAUUCAUUUAGAGUGGUUCAAAUAUAAGACUGGUUCUGACGUCUUCCCGGUCUCGGAAAGGACAUAUGGUUUUCUUUGU